Molecule: messenger RNA, 1722 nt
Organism: Closterium sp. Naga37s-1
Lineage: Eukaryota; Viridiplantae; Streptophyta; Zygnematophyceae; Desmidiales; Closteriaceae
Source: the annotation of a GenBank genome assembly
AUGAAAAGGCCUACUCUGCCUAUUCCCCUCCGCCCUGUCGGGUGGCGGAACGCGAAUCACGCUGCUCCAACGCCGCUCCUGCCUGUUUCACACGGGCAAGAAAUUCCCGCUGGACUCCGCCACGUGGCCGCACCAUCCGCCGGAGAUCCCGAGGGCAUCCGCGGCGUCGCGCGCGGCAACUGGGCGUCUAAGGGAAUGAUCGGCGCAAGGCGGUGGCAAUGGCGGGCGGGAAAGAAAGACCUUUCAGCGGAAGCCACGGGGGAGGAGGAGGAGGACGGGGGAAAUACGGCCGCGCGCACCGCACCUCGAUCGUUGUCUCAAGCUGCUGCUGAUUCGGGCGAUACUAAUACAGGCAGCAAUAUAGGCAGCAGCACUGUCGAUAGUAGUAGCAUCAUCCAGAUCGCAAAGCUCAAGAGGGGAAUCGCGCGGCCCAUUUCCGUCGCAAGUGGAGCCACUAAGACUCCCCUUUCCACCUCAUCCACGUCAGUUUCUGCGUCAUCCACGUCAUCAUCCGCGUCUGUGCCAACCCCCAUUGGCAUCAGCCCGCAUUGGAGCACUUACUGUACGGAUCGAUGCGGUGUCAUGUGGAAGCCAAUCCGAGUGUACGUGGUGUGGUACGGUUACUUCUCCGAGUCGCAGAAGCAGCUCGUUCGUACGCUGACAAGGUCGUUCAGUCCGAGCGACGAUCCAUCCGUUACAGUUCCCCUCUGGUGGAACAUCAACCGGCUGUACUACGAUCAACAGGGGCGUUUCAUCUCGUCGAAUGUAACGUGGGUGAAGGAGAAAGAUGACACGGGGUACUCCCGAGGGAAGUCCCUGUGGCUGGAUGACGUGGAAGCAGUGGUCUCCACGGCCAUUAAUACGAGCGAGCUGCCUUAUGACGAGGAUGGAGUGUACUUCGUGCUCUCGGACCAAUACGUGACCCAGCAAUGGAGUUCAACGGACAAGUUCUGCGCCACGUUCUGCGGGUGGCAUUUCUUCGGCACGGCGCCCUCCCGCGGCACCUUCAUCUACUCCUGGGUCGGCCGCGCUGACCGCCUCUGCCCCACGUCGUGCAUUGCAAGUGACAUCCGCACGGCCAGCAAGGCACCCAACAAGGAUGUGGGCAUGGAUGCGUUACUGUCGGUGUUCGCGCACGAACUGGCAGAGGCCGCCUCGUCGCCGUUCGUGGGAACGUGGUUCGAUGAGCAGGGCGAGGAGAAUGCGGACAAGUGCGCGUGGAAGUUCAACCCCAUUCUCACCGACUCAACAGGAGGCAAGUACAACCUGGUGGGGGUCAACGGCUUUAAGUUCUUCAUUCAGCACAACUGGGAUCUCACCACUGGCACCUGCCAGCUCACCAUGCCAUACCCCCCCGCCCCUCCUCCUCCCCCCUCCCCUCCCUCCCCUCCUCCGCCUCCCUCCCCUCCUCCCUCGCCUCCCUCCCCCCCUCCACCGCCCUCUCCCCCUCCCUCACCCCCACCCCCUCCCCCACCUCCAAGCCCCCCACCUCCCUCUCCUCCUCCCCCCUCACCACCUCCUCCGUCUCCCCCUCCUCCCUCUCCACCCUCUCCCCCUCCCUCCCCUCCUCCUCCCCCCUCGCCCCCGUCGCCCCCACCUUCCCCCCCUCCCCCCCCUCCAUCCCCUCGCAUGCGCACCCUUCGCCCUCCUCCGCGUCCCCCCAAGAGCAUGGGGGAAUACGUGCAACAGCUAUUCAAGAAACUCUGGCCGAAUCGCCCAUAG